AGGCUGAGGCUGCCGCAGCAAAAAGUGGGUUACACUACAGUACAGCUCUGCUGCCAGAGAUGGAGGACCAAUAGCCUCAGAUUAAGCGCACGGGGUGGAUUGGUGCAGCCAAGGUCUUUGUGAAGGUUCCUGGCCACUCCCGAGCCCAGUGGGAACCUGAAGGUUACCGCCAGGAGACUGAUGACUACACACAGACUCCCGGGACACUGAGUGGAGAGACUGGAUUCCUAAAGCAAUAGGCGGAGGAGAACGGCUGGACCACUUGGGUUGCCUCAGAGACCUGCAGAGGAGCCAUGGGGGUGUUGAUGUCCAAGCGGCAGACAGUAGAGCAGGUGCAGAAGGUGAGCCUGGCUGUGUCAGCCUUCAAGGAUGGGCUACGGGACAGGCCUUCCAUUAGACGUGGGGGUGAGCUACCAGGGUCCCGCCGUGGCACUGUGGAGGGCUCUGUUCAGGAAGUACAGGAGGAGAAGGAAGCAGAGGCAAGUGGCCCCGUGGUCCAGGAAGAGAGCAGCAUCAACCGUGCAGCCUGGGAGCGGCUCCGAGAUGGCCGCGGAGUUGAGCCUGAGGAGUUUGACAGGACCAGCCGAUUCACGCCCCCUGCCUUCAUCCGCCCCACCCGGAAGCUGGACGACGACAAACCUCCCGAUAUCUGCUUGGAACCCCGGGAGCCUGUUGUCAACGAUGAGAUGUGUGACAUCUGUGAAGUCUGGACCGCUGAGAGCCUCUUCCCAUGCAGAGUUUGCACCAGGGUUUUCCACGAUGGUUGCCUGCGCCGCAUGGGCUACCUCCAAGGGGACAGUGCAGUAGAGGUGACCGAGAUGGCCCAUACCGAGACAGGCUGGAGCUGUUACUACUGUGACAACCUUAACCUGCUGCUUACUGAGGAGGAGAUGUACAGCCUCACAGAGACCUUUCAGCGGUGUAAAGUCAUCCCUGAUUGCUCCCUGACACUGGAUGACUUUGUACGCUACCGCCACCAAGCAGCAAAGCGAGGAGACAGCAGCAGGGCCCUGACUGACGAGCAAGAGGAGCAGGCAGCCCGCCAGUUUGCAGCCUUGGACCCUGAACAUCAGGGCCAUGUAGAGUGGUCCGACUUCUUAUCCCAUGAGUCCCUCCUGCUGCUGCAGCAGCUGCGUCCCCAGAACUCUCUAUUGCGGCUUCUUACUGUCAAGGAGAGGGAACGAGCCCGAGCCACCUUCCUGGCACGAGGCAGAGGGAGCACCAUCAGCGAAGCCGAGUGCCACCACGCCCGGCACUCUUGGUUCUGUAAACGCCUUACAGAGGCUCCUUCCUGCAGUGUCAGCAUCAGCCAUGUGGGUCCUAUAGCAGACAGCAGCCCAGCUGCCAGCAGUAGCAAGAGUCAGGAGAAGGCCCUGCUGCCCACGGAGCAGGAGUCCAGAUAUGUGGAUUGGCCCACCUUCCUAAGAGAAAAUGUCAUCUACAUCUUGGCUGCUCGUCCUAACAGUGGAGCAAUCCACCUGAAGCCCCCAGGAUAGGUGGGACAGAGAAGCUCAGUUCUGGGACGGUGGCAUCCUCUCUCUCUUUUCCUUUCUUUUUCCUUUACCAACCUCUGGCACUGAGACUCAUGGGAAUGGGACACUGCCAACAUCUUAAUUUGUCAUUAAGCUUUAUGGCACUGAAGCCACCGUUCCCCUCACAACAGAGGCAGUAUGUGUACUGCCACACUGAGAAGCCCUAAGAGCUGUGGCAUUACCUGCUGUGGACCACCUCCUGCCCUCACAUCAUAAAACUACCUGCCAUCUCAUGCAUACAUGUGUGCACAUGCACAUACAGCCACAUACAUGCCUCGACAUCCAUGUCUUCAAACUCCUGGUUCUUUUUUCCAUGAAAAAGGACCAAAAUCAUUUUGUUGAGCCCCUUGGUAUAGAUAAGAGGGUCUCUUCUCACUUUUUUUAUUGGCCAGUUCUGAUUCCCAGGAGAAAGAAGGGGACAGAUUAAAUUCACUUCCCCUCCAGGAGAUGCCGAGAGGCCCCCUGCCCACAUGGAAACCCCCUUCGGUGAUGACCGCUGUUAUUUGUAAGUGUCUGUAUGCCCUUCAGGUGUGCUGUGAUGGGAGAACAGUUCAAAACCAUCCCGAAGUUUGUGUUUAAAUUCUGAUUCCUUGUGCUAGAGAAGGAAACUAGCUUGUGGAUUUCUGCCUGGAGAAAGUGGAGACAGUCUCUCCCUGAGACCCAGUAUUCUAGGAACUUUUCAACCAGGUCACUCAACUUCACAAGUCCUUAGCAGAACAGGAAAACCAAGAGGAGACUCCUGGUCCCUAUUCUUCACAUGGUCUAAAGCUGUAGGGACCCAAGAGGAACAGAGUGGCAGGAAUCACUGUGUGUGAGAUGCUUUAGCCUAAGUGGCGGCCUUGGAGGUUGAUGAGGAUGCAGAAAAGCUCAGGCUUUUCAUCCUUUCUAGCCCAACUCAACCACAGGCUGUGGCAUCAUAUGGAGGGCAAGCCAGCCUCUUACAUAGCCUAAAGGAGCCCUGCAGAAUACCUAAGUAGUUGUGCUUUUUAAGAACAGACAACAACGGCUUGAGAAGAUUUGUAUCUCAACUGUCAAGAAGUCCUAGUCAGCAUUGGAAGGGGGACAGUGUGUUCUUCUCCCAUCGCCCCAGUUGCUGCUUUUACCUGCUGCUCACUCCAUGUCUUCCCCUCUGUGCUAGGCGAUGGAGCUGGCCUGAGAGGACCUUGUGGACAAGUGGAGAAUGCCAUGGGUGUAGCAAGCUUGGCCUCCAUGCUUUGUUCAGCCCCAUCACCCAGUUCUGAAGCUCUCAAGUCAGUACGUGGUAUGGGUCAGCCCUAAGACCUAGGGAUCUAGGUUCUGGAUUUCUAUUUUCAACCAGAUGACUUAGGUAUAGCCAGUUCUAACAACUAGUUCUUCAAGAGAGAAUUGAGUCAAGUUCUGCAGAAGCUCACACUGUUUCCAUUGCUGAAAGCACUUGUACUAAAGUAGAUGGCUUCAGGAGAAGGAGCACACUGCUCAGUGUUGAGAGGCUCAGAUGCCAUGGGCAUCUCCAGACAAGCCUUGCUAAGAGCCCUGCAUGCUCUCUCUCUGUCUAACCUAGAACCAGGGUAGUAUUCUGCUGGAGACAGAUUAUUUAGGACAGAAAUGAAGCAGACAGGAGAUACAUUUGGGUUCAUUUUGAACCCAGAGCUUUUAAAAACUAUUACUUAAAGCUGGGUAUGGUGGUAUGGACCCUUAAUCGCAGUACUUGAGGGACAGAGGCAGGUGGAUCUCAAUGAGUUGAAGGCCAGACUAGUCUAAAUAGCAAGUUCUAGGCCAGCCAGGAUUACACAAGUGAGACUUGGUCUAAAAAACAACAAUGAAAACGACUCGGCCAUGUUCCUAGGACUGAUCGGUAAGAUGGCCCAUUAUUGAAUCGAGUGGAAAACAAAGCACAAAGCUGCUGGGCUCGAGGAGUGCAUCUGCAGCAGCCAGCCCUGGGGUUUUCCAUUGAGAAGAUUAAAGCAUGCUAAAUUCAGGGACUCUUGCUCACUCUCCCAAUGAGUCAUCUUUCUCUUUCUGUGGCUGUGGGCUGCUGAACCGCACAAGACACUCUGAACAGAGAUAAUUCAUCUCUGGGCCUUGGGAAUUGGACAGCAUUUUUCUGCCAGUCCCCAGCUGUGGACACUGGGGAUCCAUCUCUUGCUCCAUGGUCCUUUACAGACCGAGACGAUGCUUACCACUUUGGAGCAGCUGUUUCUUGCUCCCGCACAGCUGAAUGGCAGAAGCCCGCAGGCUGAAUCAGACGGUGCAGAGCCAGCCCCACAGCUCAUCCUCAACAGGACCAGGCCUAUGUGUGAUCACCUUUCUAUCCAGGAUGGCUGGCCUCUUCUCCAUAAGCAUCCAGUGUUGUUGCAAAGGGAGGGCCCAUUGCUCCCUAGUCUGUUGUUACAGAAGCCUGCCCCAACCCUAUGUCCAUAAUCUCUCUUUGAUGUGACCUCCCCGGAACCCCCUGCAAUGUGUAUAGAGGUACACUUUCACCAACCUAGUAAGACUCAUCCCCUUUCCAAGCCUUUCUAUCACUGUGACUGUCUGAAAUUCUGCCAAGUGCAAAGAUUCAUGCCUGGCUCUGAUGAAGGUUUAAGAAAUGUUUCAGUCUUUCCCGUCUUGGCUGCCAAAAGUUAAGACCAAUGCUUUUCUCAACACUGCAUAUCCUGAGCUCCAACCAAGGGAGGCUUGGGUUGCAUAUAUGCUUCUCUGAAGACCACUUUCCCCAAGCCUGGUUUUCAUCCGGAAGUUCUCGUCCCUAUAUUCAGAUUAAAUGAGGGGACAUCAGGAUGCCACGGCAGAGCUGAGGGCGGCUCAGCACUGCAUAACCUCUCCAGGUCUGUCCCCUGGCCUCCUUCCCCAGCAAGACAUUUGAGCAGUGGCCCCUGUGGUACCCCAGGGAUGAAGCAGUCUCCGUAUUCCUAGGUACUGAUCAACUCAAGUGCUCUUCCUUUGAGGAAAGCUGCAGCAGAAGCCAUGAGUACAUUGCCUCUUUCUACCCCUAGCCCAGCCAUGGGCUGGCAGGGUAACACUUGCCUUCCUGGCCCUAGUGCUCCCUAAGGGGGGUCACCUGGACCUUGUUUAAGUGGCCAAGUCUUGGAGUUCCCCUAUUCCUAUCACCAAAACAGAAAGCACAGAAUUCAACUGCCUGGAAGAGGGCACUCCACUGGGAAGUGAGUGCCAGGGUUGUCCCAUGCCUUAGUCCAAAGCACAAUAAUCAUUGCAGGCAACACGGCUUCCCAAAGUGCAUAUAUCAGUAAGGGAAAGGAUCAGCAGAAACUGUAGUAGGGGCCAUCCAGCCAUGACUACCCAAGAGCCAAAACUUGAACUGGCAGCAGGCUCUGGUAUUCCAUAUCUCCUUCCAACCAGCAGGGUAAAGACACAUACACAGUUGUGCAGUGCAUAUAUGUACACAGAGAGACACAAGUGUAUAGAGUCAUGGCCCAAAGCAUGGAAAAUAGGAGCAGGUCUUGUCUGGACUGAUGAAUCCAUUCCAAGACCUGUAUCACUGGGCAGCAUCUUCAUAGUGCAAGCCUCGAAGAGUGCUCUUACACAAACCAAACAGCUACCACAUUAGUAGACAAUAUAACUUACGGGACCACCAUUGUGCAUGCCAUCUGUUGUUGGUUGAAAUGUCACUAUGUGGCACAUGACUAUUCUGUACUUAGCACUAAAAGGCCAAACAACCUUGAUGCCAAAAUGUCAGAACAUCCUGGCAGCACCUGUAACCAUGGCCCCUUUCUAGUCUGCCAUUUACAGUGGAGCCAAACCACCACAUUCUCCUUGCCAUCUGGUUUGUUUGUUCACUAUAUCUCUCUUGUCCUGGCUGCAGCCCAGACAAAGGAGCUCUUGAGUGGGCAUGAUCAGUAUAUGGCCUGGUCCCACAGCUCAGCCCUGGAAUAUGGUGGAGCCAGGCAUUCCUCCUGCUGUUACUGACCUAUUGCCACUAUGUUUGGCAACCUAGUAAAGAAACUGAUAGGCUACAGAAUUCUCACUAGACCAACACUAAAGAAAAGUUGCUUCCCUUUGGGAUG
Messenger RNA from Mastomys coucha (southern multimammate mouse), 5533 nucleotides. It is a transcript of the gene Phf24, whose product is annotated as PHD finger protein 24. The record is from RefSeq and is a predicted model, not a curated record. The transcript is spliced from 9 exons. Bases 294 to 1496 code for a protein of 400 amino acids. Lineage: Eukaryota; Metazoa; Chordata; Mammalia; Rodentia; Muridae.